UAUGAAAUAUACUUACGACUAAGUGAAAGGUGUAGUAUAAGAAGAAUAAGGAGGCGAUAUGCAACAAAUUUUUUCAUUUUUGUUGGCAUUUGCAGGAACUUGGAUGAAAGUAAAUGAAUUUUUAAAGGAUAGUAAAAAGUAUUCAUCUGGAUGGCAUUUUUUUUCUUGUUAUCAUCUUGUGCAACAAUGAAGACCAGAUCAGCAAACUACAUGCAAAUUAUAUUGAAUUUUGGGAUAAUUGUAAUGGGAUUCCUAUCAUUAUAUGUUUGGCAGCCAAAACAUGAGAUGUUGUUGCAACAAUAAAGGGAAUAAACAUUGUAAUAAAAUUGAU
Paramecium pentaurelia is the source of this 331-nucleotide messenger RNA. The record is from the annotation of a GenBank genome assembly. Lineage: Eukaryota; Ciliophora; Oligohymenophorea; Peniculida; Parameciidae.